Molecule: messenger RNA, 3058 nt
Organism: Vitis vinifera (wine grape)
Lineage: Eukaryota; Viridiplantae; Streptophyta; Magnoliopsida; Vitales; Vitaceae
Product: disease resistance protein RPS4
Exons: 4
Coding region: 536-2386 (616 amino acids)
Molecular function (GO): protein binding
Source: RefSeq, a predicted model, not a curated record
UUUAAGAAGUACUUAAAGUAAGUUAUGAUGGGCUAGAUGAUAAGGAGAAGAAUAUACUACUAGACAUUGCAUGUUUCUUUAAAGGAGAGGAUAAAGAUUAUGUAAUGGAAAUACUAGAUGGUUGCGGCUUUUUCUCACUUAGUGGAAUACGAGCUCUCAUUGAUAAGUCACUCGUAACUAUUUCUUGGAGUAAUGAGAUAAUGAUGCAUGACUUAAUACAAGAAAUGGGUAGGGAAAUUGUUCGUCAGCAAUCCCUUGAAGAGCCUGGUAAACGUAGCAGAUUAUGGUUUCAUGAAGAUAUCAAUGGCAUAUUGAAAAAAAAUACGGUAAGAGCAAAAAAAAUAUAUGAAAUUUAUUUUAUGUAGCACAAAUUAAGAUAAGAAAUCAAGAAUUGUUUUACUUUAAAUAUUUAUAUGUUGAUAAACUUUAGUAAGAUUUUAUGCAUUAUGCAUGCUUUUCACUUACUCUAUUUCUUGGCCUGUAGGCAACUGAAAAAAUUGAAGGCAUAUUCCUCAACUUGUCUCAUUUAGAAGAGAUGUUAUACUUUACCACUCAAGCCCUUGCAGGGAUGAAUAGACUUAGAUUGCUCAAAGUCUAUAACUCUAAAAAUAUUUCAAGAAACUUCAAAGAUACCUCCAAUAUGGAGAAUUGCAAAGUGAACUUUUCCAAGGACUUUAAAUUCUGUUACCAUGAUUUGAGGUGCCUAUAUUUUUAUGGAUACUCUUUGAAAUCAUUGCCCAAUGACUUCAAUCCAAAGAAUCUUGUUGAGCUCAGCAUGCCUUAUAGUCGCAUUAAACAACUUUGGAAAGGAAUCAAGGUUCUUGCAAAUUUGAAAUUCAUGGAUCUCAGUCACUCUAAGUACUUAAUAGAAACUCCAAAUUUUCGGGGAGUCACCAACCUCAAACGGUUAGUUUUGGAAGGAUGUGUGUCUUUACGUAAGGUGCACUCAUCACUUGGAGAUUUGAAGAAUCUCAUUUUCUUGAAUUUGAAAAACUGCCAAAUGCUAAAGAGCCUUCCAAGUAGCACUUGUGAUUUGAAGUCUCUUGAAACGUUUAUUCUUUCUGGUUGCUCCAAAUUUAAAGAAUUUCCUGAGAACUUUGGGAGCUUAGAAAUGUUGAAGGAACUUUAUGUAGAUGAAAUUGCUAUAGGAGUACUUCCCUCCUCUUUUUCUUUCUUAAGAAACCUUCAAAUAUUAUCCUUUAAGGGAUGUAAAGGACCAUCAUCUACCCUAUGGUUGUUGCCAAGAAGAAGUUCAAAUUCCAUUGGUUCCAUAUUGCAACCUUUGUCAGGUUUACGCUCUUUAAUAAGACUAAACCUAAGUAACUGCAAUUUAUCGGAUGAACCAAACCUUAGCAGUCUUGGCUUCUUAUCAUCAUUGGAAGAGUUAUAUUUAGGUGGGAACGACUUUGUUACUUUGCCUUCAACCAUCAGUCAACUUUCUAACCUAACGUUGUUGGGGUUGGAAAAUUGUAAAAGACUGCAAGUACUUCCAGAGCUUCCAUCAAGCAUAUAUUAUAUAUGUGCAGAAAAUUGCACAUCAUUAAAAGAUGUCUCAUAUCAAGUACUUAAGUCACUACUUCCAACUGGCCAGCAGCAAAAGCGCAAGUUCAUGGUUCGCGUUGUGAAACCGGAUACAGCCUUGGCGGUUUUGGAAGCAUCUAAUCCUGGGAUUAGAAUACCACAUAGGGCAAGUUGUCAGAGGAUCGAUCCCGUUGUGAAACUGGGUAUAGCCAUAGUGGCUUUAAAAGCAUUUAUUCCUGGGAGUAGAAUACCAGAUUGGAUAAGGUAUCAGAGCUCAGGGAGUGAAGUAAAAGCAGAGCUACCUCCAAAUUGGUUUAAUUCCAACUUCCUGGGUUUUGCUUUUAGUUUUGUCACUUGCGGCCAUUUCUCUUGCCUCUUCACGUUGAAAGCGGAUGUCUUGUUUGAUUGGACAUCCAGGGACGAUUCUUCCUCCGUUGAUAUCAUUAUUGUCGAAAUGAUUUCCUUUAAGAGAAGGUUGGAGUCGGAUCACGUGUGCCUGUGUUAUGUACCACUUCCCCAGUUGCGGAAUUGCUCUCAAGUGACUCACAUCAAGGUAUCAUUUAUGGCAGUCUCCAGGGAGGGUGAGAUUGAAAUUAAGAGGUGUGGGGUUGGUAUAGUGUACAGUAAUGAAGAUGGGAAUCACAACAAUCCCCCAAUGAUCCGAUUCAACUCUAUCUCCUCUCCUCCUCCUCCUCCUCGUAGUAAGUCAACCGUUGUCCUUGAAGAAAUCCAUGAGGAGGAACCUAGUGGAAAUGGGCGCUCUAAUGUUGAUGGCUCAGAAGAAGUGAGGAGGAGGAACCUAGAACUGCUACUGUCUGCUCUGAGGAUCGCUCUGAAUCAGAUGUUCGGCCACAGAAAUGCUUGAAAUGCAGGCAUUAAUGAGGACGUCCCGUGAUCAGGAGAAACAGACCAGAUAAAUGCUUAAUAUGCACCCAAACCUUCCCAUAACAUCUCUUGAGUCCCCAGGUCUGUCUCUAGGUUGAUCAUCUUCAGUAGACAUACCAAUGCCUCCAUAUUGCUUUUGCAGUGGGCAAUGCAAUGCAAUUAACUGGGGUGAUGUAUUGACGAGGGGAUUAUUCUAGUGAAGGUGGAGAAGCAGAAGCGGAGGCACGAGGAGAAUAGAGAAAAGGUCUUGUAACAGAACCCAAUCUUCCAGAAUCUAAUUGUUGUUGCAUUGUUUUUUCUUCAUUCUACGUAACUAAAGGAUUCACAGUACUCUAAAUUGUUAGAUUCUUCACUAGAUACAUUUGUCACAGGUUUCACUACUAUGUGAAGUAUCAGUGGCCAUGCAGCCAAGUGACAGCAUGCUUCAAAUUAAACCUCAGCAGAACCCUGGCCACCCUUACAUUUGAUUGCAUUCCUUUUACUAUCUCUACCUUGCAUCGUACUUCAAAAGUCUACAUUUGAUCUCACACUCUCUUGCUUGGCCUCACUUAUAUUUGGUUAUAAUUUAAAUAUGACAUUUCUUGUCCGAUUUCCUUUCUCCAUUGUAGAACUGUUGAUUUUAAGUAGGUCAUAAGUAAAAUUGAGUCAUUGC